AUGAGAAAUCAUACAUCAGUACCAACAUUCAUCCUGAUGGGGGUGACAAAUGACCCAAAAUUACAAAUUGUUGUUUUGAUAUUUUUAUUUCUCACCUACUCUUUGAGUGUGGCUGGGAACCUGACAAUUAUCACCCUCACACUUUUGGAUUCCCAUCUCAAAACUCCCAUGUAUUUUUUCCUCCGAAAUUUUUCUUUCUUAGAAGUCUCAUUCACCUCUGCUUGUAUUCCCAGAUUCCUAUACAGCCUGACAACUGGAGACAAAACUGUUACCUAUAAUGACUGUGUCAGCCAGUUAUUUUUUGUUGUCCUCUUUGGCGCAACUGAAUUUUUUCUCCUUGCGGCCAUGUCCUAUGAUCGUUAUGUGGCCAUCUGCAAGCCCCUACAUUACAUGACCAUUAUGAACAACAAGGUGUGCACAAGACUUGUCCUCUGUUGUUGGGUUGCUGGUCUGUUGAUUAUCCUCCCACCUCUUGGUGUGGGUCUCCAGCUGGAAUUCUGUGACUCAAAUAUUGUUGAUAGUUUUGCAUGUGAUGCAUAUCCUAUUCUACAGGUAACCUGCUCAGAAACAGUGAUUAUAGAAAAAGUUGUUUUGGCUUUUGCUGUGCUAACACUGAUUACUACCUUACUAGGUGUGGUUCUCUCCUACACAUACAUCAUCAGCACAAUUCUAAAGUUCCCUUCUGCCCAACAAAGGAAAAAGGCCUUCUCCACCUGUUCUUCUCACAUGAUUGUGGUCUCCAUGACCUAUGGCAGCUGUAUCUUUGCCUACAUUAAGCCGUCAGCAAAUGCAGGAGUAGCCCUUAAUAAGGUGGUGGGUCUGCUCACUACUUCAGUUGCCCCUAUGCUUAACCCAUUCAUUUACACACUUCGAAAUAAGCAAGUGAAGGAAGCCUUCAAAGAUACAGUAAAAAGGAUUGCAUUUCUCACAAAAAAGUAA
Orycteropus afer afer is the source of this 939-nucleotide messenger RNA. RefSeq names its product olfactory receptor 6C2-like. Gene Ontology annotation, molecular function: olfactory receptor activity; G protein-coupled receptor activity. Gene Ontology annotation, biological process: G protein-coupled receptor signaling pathway. The record is from RefSeq and is a predicted model, not a curated record. NCBI's taxonomy places the organism in Eukaryota, Metazoa, Chordata, Mammalia, Tubulidentata, Orycteropodidae. Gene Ontology annotation, cellular component: membrane.